Monopterus albus (swamp eel) is the source of this 2769-nucleotide messenger RNA. It is a transcript of the gene slc25a1b, whose product is annotated as slc25a1 solute carrier family 25 member 1b. The transcript is spliced from 9 exons. The record is from RefSeq and is a predicted model, not a curated record. Gene Ontology annotation, molecular function: citrate secondary active transmembrane transporter activity. Lineage: Eukaryota; Metazoa; Chordata; Actinopteri; Synbranchiformes; Synbranchidae. Gene Ontology annotation, cellular component: mitochondrion. Gene Ontology annotation, biological process: mitochondrial citrate transmembrane transport. The coding region runs from base 472 to 1425 and encodes 317 amino acids.
GCCAGCGGUGACUUCCUGUUUGUAAUUCUCUUUAUUUCUGUAGCAGGGUGAGAAACAGCGCCCCCUGCAGACGACACGUCGUAUUUAAAGUCGGCCGGAAACGUUCACCAAGCCGCUGGAGAAUGAGAAGCCUGCUUCAUGAGAAUCAGUCCGGUCCUCCUUAAACGUGUGUGACAAACAUGGCCCUUUUCCGUUUCGGCGCUGCCCCGCCCAGGACCAACACUGACUCAAUGUUGUCUGAAGUGAGUGUGUGCCACCCAGGGAACUUUACUGUCAAAGUACAGACGUUAUCGAGUCCGGCUCGGCAACAAAAGUCCAAUGGUCGGCGCUGCGUGCCAGGCGCUAACAGCUCGCACCGACUCCUGCUGCACAAAGCGCGCACACUGCAUGAGGGCUUGAGGGCUUGUGGCAGUCGAGCGCGUGUGCUUUUACAGCCCCAGCAAAACAAAGUUAGGCCAGGACAACGCAGUCAUGUCGGGACAGCCUGGGUUCGUGAACCCGUUCCACGCACCUCGGUGUUUGGCUGCGGCAGCUCCGGCGGGGAAAGCCACGCUUACGCACCCGGGCAAAGCGAUUCUGGCAGGGGGAAUAGCCGGAGGCAUAGAGAUCUGCAUCACCUUCCCCACAGAGUACGUGAAGACACAGCUGCAGCUGGAUGAAAAGGCAGAUCCUCCCAAAUACAGAGGAAUUGUCGACUGUGUGAAGCAGACUGUGCGCGGUCAUGGCGUGAGGGGUCUGUACCGAGGUCUGAGCUCUCUGCUCUACGGCUCCAUACCUAAAGCAGCUGUCAGGUUUGGGAUGUUUGAGUUCCUCAGUAAUAAGAUGCGUGAUGAGAGCGGCAAACUAGACAGCAAGCGAGGGUUCCUCUGUGGUCUUGGAGCUGGAGUCGCAGAGGCUGUGGUCGUCGUCUGUCCUAUGGAGACGAUUAAGGUCAAAUUCAUCCACGAUCAGACGUCGGCAAACCCAAAGUACAAGGGAUUUUUCCAUGGGGUGAGGGAGAUUAUUAGAACUCAAGGACUGAAGGGGACGUACCAGGGCCUAACUGCCACUGUACUGAAGCAAGGCUCCAACCAGGCCAUCCGCUUCUAUGUCAUGACUUCACUGAGGAACUGGUACAAAGGCGAUGACCCCAACAAAUCCAUUAACCCUCUGGUAACUGGAAUGUUUGGUGCUGUUGCUGGUGCAGCCAGUGUGUUUGGAAACACUCCCCUGGACGUCAUUAAGACCAGAAUGCAGGGGCUCGAAGCGCACAAGUACAAAAGCACAAUAGACUGUGCCGUCAAGAUCAUGAGGCACGAGGGGGCGUUGGCGUUCUACAAAGGUACUGUUCCCCGGCUGGGUCGGGUGUGCAUGGAUGUGGCCAUAGUCUUCGUUAUCUACGAGGAAGUCGUGAAGGUUCUGAACAUAGUCUGGAAGACGGACUGAAGUGAACACCACAGUGCUGCGCAAGCAGGAGUGUGAGACUGGCCAGUCACGUUGUUAACCAGGCCACGUCCCAAACCAAUCUCCUGAAACCCUGCUUCUAGGUUCUAAUAUCUACCUCUCAGAAAGAAAGGGUAUUUUAUUUAUAACACAGAUGUUGCGAGUGGAAGCACUGUCUGCGUGAAAGAAGCUGCAGGAGCACUGCUUACACUUGGUCUUUUUUCUAAAGUUCCAGAAGGGGGAAGUUCCUUAAGACCUCAGGGAGGGGAACAGGGCGUUUAUUUAGACCUGCACAAAGACCUGCAGCGCUUUGAGUUGAGUUGUACUAGUGCUGUGUGUAUUUGAUCAAAGAGAAACCAUCACCUCACCUGACAUAAUGUGAUUUAAGCACUACAGACAAAAAAAUACUUGAGCAGAGGUAGGUAGAUGGAUAUUUUAUUGAUCUCGAGGGAAAUUCAGGUGUACUGGCUUCAGAUUUUAUUAGAUAACAAAUACUUCCAAGCCCUUCUUAUAUGCAAGUAUUCCAGUUUCUUUUUUCAAAAGACUGUUCAAAACUAUUAUUUUAUUCACUACCUGUUGGAAGAAUUAAUGUUCACAUGCUGCAGAGGAAUAAGAACUAAAUGCCUUCAAUCACAAUUGUCAAAUGAAUCAAUACAGAUCUGUAGGCUGCAGUUUUUAAUGAUGUGUAUUCAGCUACGAAACAAUGGUUGAGGUGGUGGCGAUUCUUUAAAUCACUUAAUUUGUUAGUGUUAUUAAAAAAGUGCCUUUGUGUUACAUGGUUUAUUGGAGAUUAACAAUGAUUGAAUGUUUUAUGUACUUCUUCACUGUGGAUGGUUUUUUAGUUUCUCACGCUGCAGUGGUGCCAGAUGUUGAAGAUGUUCAUAUCUUAUUAAUUCAACUGUUUUGGGGAAUUAUUUGCUUCUAAUUUUUAAAUUGCCUUUGCUGCUUAGACGUGCUUUUUUGAGAAAUGCCAUUAAUGGUGCCUUUCAUUGCAUUCCACAGAGCACGAGUGAUUAGCUUUGCUUUUAUUGCAGCCUUUCAGAUUCUCUUCUUUUAACUGUGCUGUAACUUCAAUUGCCUUUCACCCAAUGUGCCAACUGCUGCAUUUAGAUACAAUAUAACUAAUGCCAUGUUAUAGACUGUAGUUUGUCCUCCUGGUUUAAAUGCAGUGCACCACAAUCUUUGUCUAGGAUGCACAAUGUUUACUUUGAGCUCCGUUUUUCAGCUGGCGGAGAUAGUUGAAUGUCUUUGGGGUUUUCAUAUUUAAAAACACUGGUACUAAACCCAGCGCUGUGCCUUCAGUCUAAUUAAUUCGAAUGUAUGAUCACAAAUAAACAUUGGAUCUGA